Molecule: messenger RNA, 921 nt
Organism: Plutella xylostella (diamondback moth)
Lineage: Eukaryota; Metazoa; Arthropoda; Insecta; Lepidoptera; Plutellidae
Biological process (GO): proteolysis
Molecular function (GO): serine-type endopeptidase activity
Source: RefSeq, a predicted model, not a curated record
AUGUAUGCUAUAGCUGGCUACAAGUACUACUUGACGAGCGAAGAGAUUUAUACUAAUCCGUGUGCUAUGCUUACGAAGAGGAAGGUUGUUAUGACUUGCAUUCCUAAACCAUAUUCAUUUGCGUACAACGACAUGAAAAAGUGGGUAAACUUGGAUAUAGCUGUGGCUAAAGUGGAGAGGCCUUACAAUUUCCAUGACGUGAACUUGUACUUGAGCCACCAAUGCUCCUAUGCUCCCGGAAUGAUUGAGGUUAACUAUGAUGAGAAGUAUCAGAGGCCUGGAACAGAUGCCUUUGUGCUGGGAUGGGGACAUAAACGGUAUUAUCGUCAGCAAAAGGACUCUACAGACUACAACUCCAAGGUCCUCCAUAGCUCUUCAGUGGCCAUCCGUGACGUGUCAGUUUGCACUUCGAGUUGGCCUGAAGAGGUCCACCAUGUCAUCAGGAAGUAUAUGAUCUGCAGUAAUGGGUCUGGAAGUCUGGACAGUUCUGGAAAUAGGAUAGAUGAGCAAAGGGACGGAUCUGUGAAGAGGGAUGGAUGUUCUCCGGACAAAUGCGGUGUAAAUUAUUCAAACGACCACGGAGGCCCUCUAGUGGGCUGGGCUGGCACUCACGAGGUCCUACUUGGAGUCCAAUCUGCCUUCCUACUGAACAAGGAGAUGGAGUGUGUCGGACCGUACCUCUACACUAGCGCCGUGUGCAAUAGUGCCUUCUUGGACUGCGUGUUGACUAAUGGAAAGAGAUUGAAUAUGAACUGUCGGUCAAAGAAUCCGGAGGAACUAGGUUUUAGAAUGGUGAACAGACGCAUAUCUUGGGAGGAACAUCCAGACGGGCCUGCAGCCAAUGAGCUCCUGAAAAUGAGACCUGAAUUUGAGCGAACUGAAGAAGUUAUCAAACUACGAUCUCAAGUGCCGAUAUACUAG